UGAGAAAAUAACAACAGACAGUAUCACUGUGAGCAGCCAUAACAGUUAGCUUCCAUAGAGCUAAUAUUAGCUACGUGUGUUCUGGAAGCAUCCGCGACAGGCACGGCUGUCGCUAUGGUUACGCACUGUUGUCCUACUGAGGGAAAGUGGUUGGUGGUGUUCAAGUUUCAUUCAGGCCCCAACUUUCUUCUCUUUCAAACCUAUCUUUCAGGAAGGUGGGGUAAGCAGGUGUUGCUUAGCGAAAUGGUGCAACUUCACGUGAAGCGUGGAGACGAAAGCCUUUUUCUUUUUAACACCACCGUGGACACCCCUCUGGAAACUCUGAUCCAGCAAAUUACUGCCAUUUACAACGGAAGGCUCAAAGUGAAGAGACUAUGUUCAGAGAUUCCCGAGCUUGCAGACCAUGGCAUCUCACUGCCACCCAACAUGCAGGGGCUGACAGAGGAGCAGAUUGAGGAGCUAAACCUGAGGGAUGAAUGGGGAGAAAAUUGCAUCCCCAGUGGAGGCUCUGUGUUUAGAAAGGAUGACAUUGGGAGGAGGAAUGGACAAGCGCCUAAUGAUAAAAUGAAAGAGGUGCUGAUGAGAACGGUGGAGGCUGCAACGGCGCUCAUCUCCAAAAAACAAGUUCAAGCCAAUGUUUGUGUCACUGUGGAAAUGAUAAAGGAAGCACUGGAUCAGCUAAGGGGGGCGGUCAUGAUCGUGUACCCCAUGGGGCUGCCUCCUCACGACCCAAUCAGGAUGGAAUUGGAGGACAAGGAAGACCUUUCAGGAACACAGGUGUCUCUGCAGGUGAUCGCAGAGGACGAAUGCCAGCUGUGGUGGGCUGCCAAAGAGAUGCAGAGGGGCAAAAAACUGCAGGACUACAUUGGCAGAAAUGAAAAGACAAAGCUAGUGGUUAAAAUCCAAAAGAAAGGACAGGGGGCGCCAGCGAGAGAACCUGUAAUCACCGAUGACCAGCAGAAACAGAUGAUGAUGCACUAUUACAGAAGGCAGGAAGAGCUCAAGAAACUGGAGGAGGCGGACGAUGAUCGCUACCUGGACUCAGAGUGGUCAGACAGGCAGGCCCUCAAAAGACAGUUUCAGGGUCUCACUAAUAUCAAAUGGGGGCCGAGAUGAAGACCAGCAACACUCUACAAACCCACCUCGGAGCCACUUCUGUCAUCUGGAGUUCAACAGCUCUGUAUUCAGCUGGACAAGUUGCCUUUUCAAAAUCUUAAAAUGAGCUUCCUCUUGGUCUCAUGUGACAUCAUCCAGAUAGUACUGAUGAUUCAGCCUGUGUGCUCUUAUAUCUUGGAGUUUCUCCUACUCUGUAACCGUCCUGAAGUUCAGAUCCUGACAUAAUGUGAAACUGAGGCUGGUGUUUGAUUUAUUUAAAUAUAAAUUUGCUCCCAGUGUUCCUUUAUCAGUUUCACCAUGUUGUUUUUUAUUGAGUCUGUAUGAAAAAAAUAAAGUUUAUUCCGUGUUUUA
Haplochromis burtoni (Burton's mouthbrooder) is the source of this 1467-nucleotide messenger RNA. RefSeq names its product cilia and flagella associated protein 298 (gene cfap298). The record is from RefSeq and is a predicted model, not a curated record. The transcript has 7 exons. NCBI's taxonomy places the organism in Eukaryota, Metazoa, Chordata, Actinopteri, Cichliformes, Cichlidae. Bases 115 to 1116 code for a protein of 333 amino acids. Gene Ontology annotation, biological process: regulation of cilium movement.